Messenger RNA from Acanthosepion pharaonis, 2082 nucleotides. The record is from the annotation of a GenBank genome assembly. NCBI's taxonomy places the organism in Eukaryota, Metazoa, Mollusca, Cephalopoda, Sepiida, Sepiidae.
AUGUUUCUUUUUCCAGUGGCAAAAAAAAUCAGAGAAACCCGUGAAAACGAGGCUCACCAAGGUCACAAACCGGUCGAAUUACAAGAUCCUCAUCAAGGUGCUACCCUGAAGGAAUUACCAUCAAUGUGUUUCAGUCUUCUUCGCAAUCCCAGUUUCAUCUUCGUCUCUUUAGCUUCGGCCAAUGAAGGAAUCUUGCUUUCCGGAAUCUCCACAUUUCUACCGAAAUUCAUAGAAAAUCAAUUUAGCCAAACAGCUUCUUGGGCUUCGAUGCUUGCUGGUUUUGUUGGAAUUUCCGGAGCUGCUGGUGGUCAAUUCUUGGGUGGCUACCUUUGCAAAAAACUUGGCCUUAACGUGUCUGGAAAAUGUCGCUUAUCAAUAGUCACUUUGUGUCUUGGACUAUUUAUGUCUGCUGCUUUUUGGGCCAAGUGUGACAAAGUAAAAUUCGCUGGGAUUUCUGUGCCUUAUUCAGAAAGUUCAAUGGCUCUAACCGGAACUACGAGUUCUCUCCCCUUAGCUGAUAAUCCAGUAGAUGCCACUUGCAAUAACCUUUGUCACUGCAAUGAAGAAUAUUUUAAUCCAGUGUGUGGCUCUGAUGGUAUACAGUACUUCUCGUCUUGCCAUGCCGGCUGUAUGACGUACAACAAAACCGGAAAGCGUUUACGAUUUUUUACCAAAAACAGAAAAGAAAAAAUGCAUAAAGCUUUGCUUGUACUCCGCACGAAUAUUGUAACUCGCCAAUACCACCCCUUCUCCCCCCUUUUCUCACGCCGCCUUCUCUCCCCCUUUUCUCACGCCGCCUUCUCUCCCCUUUUCUCCGCCGCCUUCUCUCUCCCUUUUCUCACGCCGCCUUCUCUCCCCUUUUCUCUCUGCCUCUCUCUCCCUCACUCUCUCUCUUCUCUCCUCUCUCUCUCCCUUCUCUCCUCUCUCUCUCCUUCUCCUCUCUCUCUCUCCCCUUCUCUCCUCUCUCUCUCCCUUCUCUCACUCUCUCUCUCUCCCUUCUCUCACUCUCUCUCUCUCCCUUCUCUCACUCUCUCUCUCUCCCUACUCUCACUCUCUCUCUCUCCCUACUCUCACUCUCUCUCUCUCCUUCUCUCUCUCUCUCUCUCCCCUUCUCUCUCUCUCUCCGUCUCUUCCUUCUCUCACUCUCUCUCUCCGUCUCGUUUCUUUCUCUCUCUCUCUUCCCGUCUCGUUUCUUUCUCUCUCUCUCUCUUCCCGUCUCGUUUCUUUCUCUCUCUCUCUCUCUUCCCGUCUCGUUUCUUUUCUCUCUCUCUCUCUCUCUCUUCCGUCUCGUUUCUUUUUUCUUCUUUUCUCUCUCUCUCUCUCUCGUCCCGUCUCUUUUCUUUCUCUCUCUCUCUCUCUCUCUUCCCGUCUCGUUUCUUUUCUCUCUCUCUCUCUCUCUCUUCCCGUCUCGUUUCUUUUCUCUCUCUCUCUCUCCGUCUCUUCCCGUCUUCUUUUCCGUCUCGUUUUUUUCUCUCUCUCUCUCUCUCUCUCUUCCCGUCUCGUUUCUUUUCUCUCUCUCCCUCCCUUUCUGUCUUCUCUCUCUAUUUAUAUUCGUUUCCCGCCAACGUCUACCAUAACUGUGCCUGUAUUUCUCCUUUGAAUAAAACUGCUAAACAUGAAGCGACUGAAGGCGUAUGUCCGAAAAAGACUUGCAUCUAUCUUCACAUUGCAUUGUUUAUCCUUUUCUUUUUCAUCAUCACAACAUUCCUGGCUCAGACUCCUAUCAUUGCCAUUAUAUUACGGUGCGUACCGGACAAUCAUAGAACUUUCGGGGUCGGAUUGGCCAACUUUAUUAGUCGUAUCUUUGGAACGCUUCCGGGACCAUUACUUUUUGGUUUUGCGAUUGACAAAUCUUGCAUGGUAUGGAAGAAAAGUUCUUGUGCUGAGGAACUCUCUUGCUGGAUUUACAAAGAUCGAACUUUAUCCAGGAAUUUCUUCAUUCUUGUUGUGGUCGUGCGAACAUUUUCCAUUCUCUUCAUGGUCUUAGCCAAUUACUUGUACAAACCUCCGACACAGAAAGUACAAACUGUAAUAGAUGAAAGCCAGGCGUAUAUCAAUCCUGUAGCAGCAGAAGGAGUUUAA